CCUCAGAUCCGACAAUUUCAUUUGUCAUGUCUAUGAUCAGGUGAUGGAUAGCGUCUUUCUACGGUAAUGUGAUCCAUGUCCAGUGUAGUUGGACUCGACCAUUUAUUAUCUAGGUACUAGUAUAAUACUAGCUAGCCCAAGUAAAAUAGGGCAGUAUCCACUCAGGAAGAGCUGUGUUGCCGUUACACCUGGCAGCAAACAAUGCAAACACAGCUUCGUUAUCAUUUGUACAGGGGAUUGGCAGAACGUUCCGCAGGCCCAUAUCUGCGACUACGCAUCAGUCGGUAACAGUUGGUCGCUGAGCCUUUCUUUAUUAGAUAUGCCUCCCAAAAAUAUGUACACUGCAAGACUGCGGUAUCUUUGCUAUCCCCGGUGCUCAAAGCUUCCAGUAGCCGCAAUUAGAUCGUCUAUCUCGUCGCAACGUACUAUAUGCACAACAUCUACUGCUCCCUACCGGGAUUCCGCUCCCCACUCAGUGGUUCCCGUUCCCACGACCCUCACAAACUGUCGCUAUGCUCAACGUCACCCGCGGACAGUUGCUGCAUCCCCCUGUCCUUGUUUUCAGAUUCGCCGGGCUUCUUCGCAAUUAUCUCGAGUGAUCAUGCCCCGUCCGGGGACCACUGCUGAGACAUAUGUGGCGUAUGGAAUGACACAAAAGCUUUUCGAGGUCUGCUCUAGCCAGGCGGAUUACAGUAUACCACAGGCAUCUCAAAAGGGGGCACAAGUCCCUAAAACUGAAGCCGGUGAAGAUCUCGGGGUUGGGGAAGGAUGGUGGUAUGAAGACCUUGGCCUCAUGCCUACCUUCUCAACUUGGUCUCAGAUUACAUUUUUGCACAUGUACCUUCUGACUGUCCGCUUGCGAGUCUUACCGUCGUACGAGAGCUUUCAAACGUAUUCCCGACAUCUGAUUGACCAUUUCUCGCAUAAUGCUGAGCAUCGCAUGGACGUCCUACAUGGGUUCACUAGUCGUACAAUCCGGAACAAGUUUCUCAAGGACCUCUUCAUCCAGUGGAGAGGUGUUCUUGCGGCCUAUGAUGAGGGCCUUGUUAAAGGAGACGCCGUGCUAGGUGCCGCUAUCUGGAGAAAUUUAUGGAAAGCAAGCCAUACCGGACCAGAUGGGAAGGAGCUGGACUGGACGAAAAUAGCUCGGGUCGUCGCAUAUAUGCGGCGAGUAACUUCAGAGCUUUCUCAGGUGAGCGAGGCGGAUCUCAUCUUCCAACUAUGCCAGCAAACUGGCGAUAAACCCAGCAUUUUCGGAUACUCCGAAUUCGAUAAGAAAUUAGUCCAAGGCAAGCGAUAAUUGGCUGAAGACCUUGUUUGUAAAGACUUUUGUUCGCCCGCUUCUCUUCUGUUGUUCUAAUUCAACUUUACUGUCCGCAAUAGUACACUGUUUCAUAAUGCGUCUAUGCAUAUUGUAUAGAAAUGGUGAAUACAUGCUAAUACAAGUAGAUGCUGUGAUGCUUUUGACUAUGUUAUACUGCAUCAGAGCGGCUACCACACACCUUGGGCAAUAAUAGAAUCUUCUCAAUCCAAACCCAAGCAUAACUGU
This is a messenger RNA of Aspergillus pseudotamarii, 1549 nucleotides long. RefSeq lists its product as uncharacterized. The record is from RefSeq and is a predicted model, not a curated record. The coding region runs from base 320 to 1300 and encodes 326 amino acids. Lineage: Eukaryota; Fungi; Ascomycota; Eurotiomycetes; Eurotiales; Aspergillaceae. Gene Ontology annotation, cellular component: mitochondrion. Gene Ontology annotation, biological process: mitochondrial respiratory chain complex III assembly. The transcript is spliced from 3 exons.